AUGUCUACCCCAACCCUCAAAUGGGGCAUAAUCGGCACCGGUCUGAUCUCAUCCUGGUUUGUAGGAGACUUGGUCCUUCCCCGCGAAGACAAGCAAGCAAACCACAUCAUCCAAGCUAUUGGAUCUUCAUCCAAGCAAAAGGCCGAAGACUUCAUACAGAAGUUCGCACCAGAAACUACCGCCACUGCCUACGGCGCGUACGAAUCAGUAUAUUCUGAUCCUGAAGUGGAUAUUGUCUAUAUCGGAACUCCACAUGCUUUCCACAAGCAGGCCUGCUUGGCUGCUAUUGCACAGGGGAAGCAUGUGUUGUGUGAAAAGCCAUUUACUUUGAAUCGCGAUGAGGCCGUUGAGGUAUUUGAUGCUGCUCGGAAACAGGGUGUUUUCAUUAUGGAAGCGCUUUGGACACGAUUUAUGCCUUUGUCUCGACAGCUUCAGAAGUUGAUUCACGAGGAGAGAAUUAUCGGAGAUGUUCAUCGAGUAUUUUGUGACUUUGGAUUAUACUUUGAUCUUGAUAAUCUGCCAGAUUCCUCCCGUUUGAAGAAUCCAGCUUUGGGUGCUGGGUCUCUCCGCGAUAUUGGUAUUUAUUCCCUCACAUGGGGAUUGAUACUUUUGGACGACGGAAUUGGAGAGAACGCCACAGAGCCACUUGUAUUCUCCGCUCAAUCAAUCAGCGAAGAGAUCGACGUUGCAACAUCCAUGAUCCUACAUUAUCCCCAGAAUGGGCGUCAAGGAAUCCUGACAUCCAGCAUACAAACCCGAACAGAUCCCAUUUUCGCCAGAAUCGAGGGAUCAAAGGGCUCUAUCACAAUUGAAGGCGUUGCCGCUUCUGCUCCGAGCAAGUUUACAGUGAUUCCACGGGAAGAUGAUGCCGAGCGGAAAGAAUACACCUUUUCACAUCCUGGAUAUGGGUUCUACUAUGAAGCAGAUGCGGUGGCUCAUGAUAUUGCUGCUGGAAAGACUGAGGAUGCUAUUAUGCCUUGGGCUGAGACUCUGAGAGUGCUGGGGCUGAUGGAUGGAGUGCGAGCGAGGCGGUAG
Penicillium salamii is the source of this 1035-nucleotide messenger RNA. Lineage: Eukaryota; Fungi; Ascomycota; Eurotiomycetes; Eurotiales; Aspergillaceae. The record is from the annotation of a GenBank genome assembly.